Meleagris gallopavo (turkey) is the source of this 684-nucleotide messenger RNA. Lineage: Eukaryota; Metazoa; Chordata; Aves; Galliformes; Phasianidae. The record is from the annotation of a RefSeq genome assembly.
AUGGCAAACCACUCCCAACUAGGAUUUCAAGAUGCCUCAUCCCCUAUCAUAGAAGAACUUGUUGAAUUCCACGACCACGCUCUAAUAGUAGCACUAGCAAUCUGCAGCUUAGUGCUGUACCUUCUUACACUCAUACUAAUAGAAAAACUCUCAUCAAACACAGUAGAUGCCCAAGAAAUUGAAUUAAUUUGAACCAUCCUCCCAGCUAUUGUCCUAGUCCUACUUGCCCUCCCCUCUCUACAAAUUCUUUAUAUAAUAGACGAAGUCAAUGAACCUGACCUCACCUUAAAAGCCAUUGGUCACCAAUGAUACUGAACCUAUGAAUACACAGACUUCAAAGACCUCUCAUUUGAUUCCUAUAUAACCCCAACAAUAGACCUCCCCCAAGGCCAUUUCCGCUUACUAGAAGUUGACCACCGUAUAGUAGUCCCUAUGGAAUCACCCAUUCGAAUGAUCAUCACCGCUGACGAUGUAUUACACUCAUGAGCUGUACCAACCCUCGGAGUAAAGACAGAUGCAAUCCCAGGACGAUUAAACCAAACAUCCUUUAUUACCACUCGACCAGGAGUGUUCUACGGACAAUGCUCAGAAAUCUGCGGAGCUAACCACAGUUUCAUGCCUAUCGUAGUAGAAUCCACUCCCCUCAAAUACUUCGAAGCCUGAUCCUCCCUCCUAUCAUCUUAA